GACGGAUCAAGGGAAAUAAAACACAGGAUACAGCGAAUCCUCAAAUCACUUCACGGUUACCGGGCAAAGUAGAAAGUCGCUCACCGUGAUUCGCAGUGCUGCUCCCACGAAGAUGUCUUACGGAAUAAUGUUGGUGAUAGCAGUGACAGUGAUCUUGGGUGCUCUCGUGGUCUUCGGAGCUCCUCCGGUAGUAGUGAAUCAAUACAGUCACCAUAUAAGUGAUCAGUACAGUUGGGGUUACAAGUUAAGUGAUAUGCAAGAAGUUAACCAAGACAUACAGAAGAAGGUUCUUGAUGAUGGACAACAGGUUUUGGUAUUUAGCGGAUCCUACAGCUUUAGCGGUGACGAUGGAAUUCAACAUACCGUUGAGUACACCGCUGAUGAGAAUGGCUAUCAUCCAGUAAUAAAUGCUACCCAACUCACCCCCUCAACUAGAGUACCACCUACCAGUAAGGUACAUACAAUUCCAACAGUUAAACAAGACAAUGUAACUGUUCACCGUGCAUACACCACAGAGAGUGCAAUAAGUUUGAAAUGUUUGGAGUCGUUGUGUGGGGGGAAAAAGUAGUUCACUUUUAUGGUAAUAACGGCAGUGACUAUUGAAUGAAUAAAAAGCUAUGCAUAAAUAUAAACAAUAAAGAGUUUUUGAGUGUCCGUUGGUGUGUGUACAAAAUCCUUGCUUCAUCCCGAAAAUACCCCUGUGCAUCUACGUUUCCACACUGGGAUUUAUUUUAUUCUUCAAUCACAUAACCUAAUUUGCAGCUCUUUUGUCAACUAGGGGCUAAAAUAUAAACGACUCAUAAGAAAGUGAUCAUUCGUCAUAAAUAAUUCCAAAAGUCCCAGUGAAGAAACAGGGGUGUAAGCAGUAAUAAAUAACAAAAGUUCCAUAAACAAAUAGAAAAGUGCAUAAAUAAAUCAAAAGUUUCCAUAAAUAAUUGAU
Messenger RNA from Aedes albopictus (Asian tiger mosquito), 940 nucleotides. Its product is annotated as larval cuticle protein 65Ag1-like. Gene Ontology annotation, cellular component: chitin-based extracellular matrix. The transcript is spliced from 3 exons. Bases 113 to 568 code for a protein of 151 amino acids. Lineage: Eukaryota; Metazoa; Arthropoda; Insecta; Diptera; Culicidae. Gene Ontology annotation, molecular function: structural constituent of chitin-based larval cuticle. The record is from RefSeq and is a predicted model, not a curated record.